UUUCCUGUUGGAGUAGAACAGCAUGCACAGUUCUGCCAAAAGCUAAGCCCAGCGGCUGAGAAGCGAGCCACCUUCUGCCUUGGACAUAGCCGCUGCCUCAGAGUUUACAUGAACAGAUAAACUAUGUAAUGUUCAGGAGCCGUAUACCUGUCUUUGGAGCACAGGGUUUGAUUUUUUCAAGUAGUGCGAGAAUACUCUGAUAGUGAUACAUCCGAACAGAGGAAAGAUGAACUCCAAAGAAUCUUCAGAAACAGAUGUGCGUGAACGGAAGAAAUUCCUUCCCCCUGAUGAAAUGUCUAAGCAAGGGGAGACACCAGCUUGUGAUCUGUCAGUGAGCACAAUCAAGACAUUGCUAUCAAACAAAAAAGUUGUGAAAUGCGUAGCUUUCCUUUAUCGAGUUGUCAUCCUCCUCCUCCUCAUUGGCAUUGGAUUUUCUGUUGUGUUUGCAGCAAAACAGAUUGAGCAGCUGGGACGUAGUUUGGUAUCACAACAGCAAUGUGGUCCACCGUGCCCUCGUUAUUGGAUUGGAUAUGAGGGGAAGUGCUACUUCUUUUCAAAGGAAAAACGGGAUUGGAUCUCUAGCCAGCACUACUGUUCUUCACACAGUGCAUCCCUGGCUAGGAUUGAAAAAGAAGAAAUGGAUUUUGUGAUGCGUCUCAAAGGCAAAGAUAUCUAUUGGAUUGGACUACGGAGAGUCUUCAGCAAGGACUGGACAUGGGCAGAUGGAGAAAAUGCAACAAUGGAAGUCAUUGGAGGAGGAGGAGACUGUGCAUUUCUAGACAAUACAGCCAAAGCCAUUUCUUCAGGAUGUCACACAAAAUUACCUUGGAUCUGCAGCAAACCUGCGGCAUAUGCAACAACAGAAGUCGCAGAUACAUAGGCGGAAACAUGUGGUUGGGAAAAAUAGAUGCAACCCUUGCUUACCACCUAGCAGCGACAAUAAUGCUGCUGUGACUUGGUAUUAUUUGACUGGGUAGCACAUUGCCUGCAUGUUUAUUCUUUGCAACACUGGGCUAGAUCCACUAGGGAGAGAAUUCUGCUGGCACAAGAAGCCCUUCCACUGGCACGAGGAGGAAAGCUUUGCCAUUCGUGAAGGAUCCAUGGUCCAACCCUUUGAACGGAGUUCUGAAUAUUAACGUACAGUUACCACAGGAUUUUUAGCAUCAAAUGCAACAAGUGUGAAAUUACAACAUAUGUACAUACACUAUCCUCUAGCUACCAGCUUGUGAAGCAUGCUUUGUGAUGGAGUGAUAGCCGAUGUUAGGCUGAUCACCAAUCUCGUUAGCAAUGGUGUAAAUAUGUCUUUGUGCAUAUUUGUUUGUAUAUCAAUAAUGAAAACUCUUUCUAUUCGUUGA
Eublepharis macularius is the source of this 1355-nucleotide messenger RNA. RefSeq names its product C-type lectin domain family 2 member B-like. The coding region runs from base 227 to 880 and encodes 217 amino acids. Lineage: Eukaryota; Metazoa; Chordata; Lepidosauria; Squamata; Eublepharidae. The record is from RefSeq and is a predicted model, not a curated record. The transcript is spliced from 6 exons.